Messenger RNA from Penicillium robsamsonii, 336 nucleotides. RefSeq lists its product as uncharacterized. The coding region runs from base 1 to 336 and encodes 111 amino acids. The transcript is spliced from 4 exons. NCBI's taxonomy places the organism in Eukaryota, Fungi, Ascomycota, Eurotiomycetes, Eurotiales, Aspergillaceae. The record is from RefSeq and is a predicted model, not a curated record.
AUGGCUGACUCUAUUAAUCCCCUUUUGUUCUGCAAACAUUGCGAGGUUAGUGGACAUGACGUUGUCUACUGUCAUCGUCUUUUCGAAGACUUGACGGCCUUUGCCCAAACCGUUGGCGUCGACACUGGAUACCGCACCCAAGGCUCGGGUUCUGGUGACCAGAAACCUUACCGUAUUGCGCGCUGGGGCGAAGGAAAAAAGACAGAAAGCUUCGCUAAUGAUGCCGAUCUCAAUCCAGCUGAGGGCCAGAUGCUGGCAUUUUACCUCGAACAACAGCGGCGUUACUGGCACUGGUGCCGUGCCUUGUGGGCCGGGCUAUGCGGGCAGCCAGAGUAG